AUGCACUUCUUGAGUCUCAGGGCCAACAAAACCUUACGCACGUCAGAUGUAUUUCUGCAUUUCUGUGGAGCUAUCCCUUCCUUGCAGGGGAGUUUUCACAGCGAACAGGCACUGAUAUAUGGUACGCAGCUCGUGGGUGGAGUCAAUCCAGCGAAGGGAGGCACCACAUGGACCAGCUCAGUCGGGCAGUAUAAACUCCCUGUCUUCAAAUCCGUCAAAGAGGCUAAAGAAGCAACGGGUUGCCACGCCUCAGCGAUCUUCGUCCCUCCUGCCCACGCUGCCGCGGCAAUUCUGGAGUGCGUAGAGGCCGAGCUGGACUUGGCAGUUUGUAUUACUGAGGGCAUUCCUCAACAUGACAUGGCAAUGGUCAAAAGGCGCCUACGUGAACAGACAAAGACCCGCCUCAUCGGCCCAAACUGCCCAGGAAUCAUCAAUCCGGGAGAGUGCAAGAUCGGCAUCAUGCCUGGCUACAUACACAAGAAGGGAUGCAUAGGCGUCGUCAGCAGAAGUGGAACUCUGACCUACGAGGCCGUCAACCAGACGACCCAGGUCGGUUUAGGCCAGUCGACUUGUGUAGGAAUUGGCGGCGAUCCUUUUAAUGGCACGAGUUUCAUCGACUGUCUCGAGAGAUUCGUUGCAGACCCGGAGACAAGAGGCAGUGCGCCUCCUGGCCGCCGCAUGGGUCACGCGGGAGCCAUCGUAAGCGGCAACACGGGAACUGCAGCGGGCAAGGUGAAGGCUUUGCAGGCCGCGGGAGUGGUGGUCGUGAACAACCCUGCUCGCAUUGGAGAGGCCAUGUACGCAGCCAUGAAAGAAAAGGGGCUUGUGUGA
Molecule: messenger RNA, 831 nt
Organism: Eimeria acervulina
Lineage: Eukaryota; Apicomplexa; Conoidasida; Eucoccidiorida; Eimeriidae
Product: succinyl-CoA ligase alpha subunit, putative
Exons: 4
Coding region: 1-831 (276 amino acids)
Biological process (GO): tricarboxylic acid cycle
Cellular component (GO): succinate-CoA ligase complex (ADP-forming); mitochondrion
Molecular function (GO): succinate-CoA ligase (GDP-forming) activity; succinate-CoA ligase (ADP-forming) activity
Source: RefSeq, a predicted model, not a curated record